This is a messenger RNA of Cuculus canorus (common cuckoo), 2099 nucleotides long. RefSeq names its product activated leukocyte cell adhesion molecule (gene ALCAM). Gene Ontology annotation, cellular component: plasma membrane. The record is from RefSeq and is a predicted model, not a curated record. The transcript has 16 exons. Gene Ontology annotation, biological process: cell adhesion. The coding region runs from base 261 to 2072 and encodes 603 amino acids. NCBI's taxonomy places the organism in Eukaryota, Metazoa, Chordata, Aves, Cuculiformes, Cuculidae.
UCCUGGAGCGCCGCUCGGCUGCCAGAGGGGAGCCGCCACCUGCUCCGGUGCGGAGUCGCUCCUCGCUGGGAAGGGAGAGAGCAGCCGCCCGCGCUCCGGGAAGUUACCGCUCCUCUCGGGGAAUUGCCGCCGCCGCCUCCUCCUCCUCCCGGUCUCGGAGGAGGAGAAAUCGCCACCGCGCUCCGAGAGGGAAGAGCCCCCUUGGGCGCUCCGCUCCGCCGCUCCUUCCAUCCCUCCCGGUCCCGCCGCGGGCAGGCGGGAUGAUGGAGCCCCCCGCCUGCUCCUCCCGCCGCCGCCCGCUGCUCUGCCUGCUGCUCGCAGCCCUUUGCCUGCCGCCAGCUCUGGGAUUGUACACAGUAAAUGCAGUAUAUGGAGAUACUAUUACUAUGCCUUGUCGUCUAGAAGUACCAGAUGGUCUUAUGUUUGGAAAAUGGAAAUAUGAAAUGCCAAAUGGAUCUCCGGUAUUUAUUGCCUUCAGAUCAUCAACAAAAAAAAAUGUACAGUAUGAUGACGUACCAGACUACAAAGACAGGUUGAGUCUCUCAGAAAACUAUACAUUAUCCAUCAAGAAUGCAAGAAUCAGUGACGAAAAGAGAUUUGUAUGUAUGCUAGUUACAGAAGAUGAUGUUUCUGAAGAGCCAACGAUAGUCAAAGUCUUCAAACAACCCUCUCAACCGGAAAUCUUACAUCAAGCAGACUUCUUAGAAACAGAGAAGCUACAAAUGCUCGGGGAAUGCGUUGCAAGAGAUAGUUAUCCCGAAGGCAAUGUUACAUGGUACAAAAAUGGGAGAAUUUUGCAGCCUGUGGAAGAAGUUGUGGUCAUAAAUUUUCAAAAGAUGGUGGACAAAUCAACUGGACUCUUCACCAUGACAUCAUCUCUUCAGUAUAUGCCAACAAAAGAAGAUGUAAAUGCCAAGUUUUCUUGUGUUGUGACAUAUUAUGGACCUUCUGGCCAGAAAACAAUAGAGUCUGAACCAGUUGUCUUCAAUGUUUAUUACCCAACAGAGAAGGUGACUAUUCAAGUACUGCCACAAAGUAGUGCCAUUAAGGAAGGUGAUAACAUCACUCUGAAGUGCUCAGGAAAUGGCAACCCUCCUCCACAGGAGUUCCUGUUUUACAUUCCGGGAGAAGCAGAAGGUAUAAGAAGCUCUGAUACUUACAUAAUGACAGAUGUGAGACGAAAUGCAACAGGAGAAUAUAAGUGCUCUCUGACUGACAAAAGCAUGAUGGACUCUACCACUAUCACUGUGCACUAUUUGGAUUUGCAGCUUACUCCUAGUGGAGAAGUCACAAAACAGAUUGGAGAGGCUCUGCCUGUGUCAUGCACGAUUUCUUCUAGUAAAAAUGCAACUGUGUUUUGGUCAAAGGACAAUACCAGAAUGCCAACAAGUCCAUCAUUUUCAAGUCUUCAGUAUCAAGAUGCUGGAAACUACAUCUGCGCUACGACUUUGCAGGGUGUUGAAGGGUUGCAGAAAAGAAAGACACUUAAACUUAUUGUGGAAGGAAAACCUCAAAUCAAAAUGACAAAGAAAACAAACACAAAUAGAAUGUCUAAAACUAUUAUCUGCCAUGUGGAAGGUUUCCCCAAACCAGCAGUGCAAUGGACAGUUACUGGUAGCGGAAGCAUCAUAAAUAAAACAGAGGAGACCAGAUAUGUUAAUGGAAAAUUCUCCAGCAAAAUUGUAAUUGCUCCUGAGGAAAAUGUGACUUUAACUUGCACUGCAGAAAAUCAGCUAGAAAGGACUGUAACCUCCCUGAACGUCUCUGCUAUAAGUAUUCCAGAAUAUGAUGAGCCAGAGGAUAGAAAUGAUGACAGCAGCGAAAAGGUUAAUGACCAGGCAAAACUAAUAGUGGGGAUUGUCGUUGGUCUUCUGCUGGUUGCUCUGGUUGCAGGUGUUGUCUACUGGCUCUAUGUGAAGAAAUCAAAUGACACCAAAGGAAAGUCUGAGAAGGCAGCAGCACAGAACUUUCCAAGUCUGCCGAGGACGGCAUCAAAACAUGUAGACAAAGAUCUUGGGAAUAUAGAAGAAAACAAAAAAUUAGAAGAAAACAAUCAUAAAUCUGAAACUUAAGAGAAAACGUGUCAGUUACCGUUGCAG